Molecule: messenger RNA, 4249 nt
Organism: Didymodactylos carnosus
Lineage: Eukaryota; Metazoa; Rotifera; Eurotatoria; Philodinida; Philodinidae
Source: the annotation of a GenBank genome assembly
GUUAUUUAGUUUUGUCUUAUAUUCAAUACAUUAUCUCAAAUAUUAAUCAUACUGAUGUCUUAUGUAAGAUGUUUGAUUGUCUAAUAAAAUGGCUUCAGUUUGGUAUACCCAUAUUAAAAUUUGAAACUAUGUUUGAUUAUUUAUUUAAUGCAUUAAAUAGUGUACAAUUAUUUGAUAAUGCUUGCGAAUGUGUUAUUGUUCUAUUUAAUUCACCAGAUGCAUUAAAGUAUCCGACUACAUUUACUCAUCUAUUACCUUAUGUUUUGAGUCUUGAAACGUUAUUGGAUCAUGCUAUAGCGUGUGGUGAUAAAAAAAAAUGUGAAUCUUUAACAAAAUUAAUAGCAACAUUUGGUGACAAUCAUGCUAAAUUAUUAUUACAACUAGCAUUAACAAUGCAUCCUCAAUCUCAACAAUUGUUAGAUAAUUUUUGUAAACUUGUUAUGCGUUGCACUGAAAUGAAAGGACAGUACCCGAUUGAAGAAACAUGUUCAGAACUCACAUUUAGUUUUUGGUAUGCAUUACAGGAAGAAGUGACAUCAUCUAAAGAUGAUAAAACACAAACACUCUGUAUGGAAAUAUGUCGUCCUUAUUUUAUACGUUUAAUUGAAGUGCUUAUUACAAAAGGACAAAUGCCAGAAAAUAAUCAGGACUACACAAGCGAAGACAAAGAAACAUUUCGAAAUUAUCGUGUUGAUAUUGGAGAUACAAUAAUGUGUAUGCAUAAUGCGCUUGGUAACGGAGUCUUGGAAGUACUAGCUCAACAUUUGGCUUUAUCUAUCGAUCAAAAUUCGUCAUGGCAGCGACAAGAAUCUAUAAUGCAAUUAAUCGGUGCUGGAAGUGAAUAUGUUUCAUUAGAUGAAAAUAUUUAUUUACCAAAAAUAUUUUCACUUUUACCGAAAAUAAACUUUUGUAAUAGUUUAAUUAUAAAUGCUACAUUAACGGUUUUGGGACAGUAUAGCAGCUGGUUAGGACAUCAUCACGAAAUGCUUCAAAAUUGUGUUCAUUUAUAUGUAAAUGCGCUGUCAAAUCCAGAGUUAAUUCAAUCAGCCUCAAUUACCUUAAAAGAAUUAACGAUGGAAAAUCGAAGACGUAUGUCACAAUACUUGAAUGAUACCGUUCUCGAAAAUGGAAAUUUAAAUUCGAAUGAUCGCGUUCGUUGUGUGUCAAUUAUCGGUUAUAUGUUAUCCGCUUAUCCAUCGAAAGUUGUUCAUGAUCAUUUGAAUAUUCUAUUAGUGCCGGAAGUGAAUAAACUAUUGGAAUAUUUACAAAAUACAGAUAAUAGUUCGAUAGCUGUACGCAAAGAAAAUAUCUGUACAACUUUAAGUUUUAUAUCUGUAUUAAUCACUGCCAUCGGAUAUUGUGGAGAUCAAAAUGAUAACGAAGAAGAUGAACAAUCACAACAACAACUAAAUAAUUUAGCGCCAUUGACAGAUUCCUCAGCAGCGUCAGAAGUUCUAACAAGUCUUAUGCGUGACCUCGAUCCGAUUUUACAUCUUGUAUUAAAACAGUAUUCUGAUGAUAAAGAAGUAACAGAGAAAAUAUGUGAAAUUCUUUGUCGAACUAUAACAACAUUAAAAGAAGGGAGCACGCCGAUAUUAAUGACAUUAUUACAACUAUUACAAUGUAUUGGUCCAAAUAUUUUACAUUUACAGUUUUUAAACUUUGUUAGAAAUGUAUGUUAUAUUCUAUGGUUAAAAAAUAAUGUUGAUAUUGUCGAAGAUUUUGCUAAUUUUCUCACACAAGUCAUUAAAAAGCUACCGCAUGUCGUUAACCGUUGUCCCGUUGAGGCACUUGCUCUUCUGUUUGAGUUUGUGAAAAACGGUAUUCAGUUACAUGAACAAUUACCGUUGAGGAGUGUGACGAUGUUUACAGCACACUAUUUUGAAUAUUGUAAAUUGGAUAAUCGUGCUGCUAGUUUAUUACAAGAAAACGAUUGGACGAUAAAUUGGGUUCAUCAAUGUUUGAGUGAUCCAAAUUUUCCCUCACCAGCUGCCACUACAGACCAUCGUGAAGCAUUAAUUAAAGCGUUGACACGUUUUAUUAUCACAGAUAAUGUUGUGCAAAAAAUUUUGAAAAUGUGUAUAUUACUGUGUUAUAAUCAUACCUCAAAUGACGAAGAUAUUGGAUAUGAAUUGAUUCUAUUAAGUAAUCGUGAUGAAGAAUUUCAUCGACCGUCCCUAGCAGCCCAUGUUUGGCCAGAAACAAAUUAUAUUCUUGGAGGUCAAGAUAUCACUCCCAGUCGUGAAGGAGGCACAUGGCUUGGUUUCAAUACACAGGGACGAAUUGGUGUUCUAUUAAACCUACCAAAAUCUACUGAUCAUGAAUCGGAUAACAAAAAGAGUAGAGGCUUUAUUGUUCCAAAUUAUGUGAAUAACAUGUCUGUCGGUCUUGAUUGUUAUAUGAAAAAUCUUAACGAGACUAAAAUGAACUACAACGGUUUUAGUUUUAUUGGUUUUGAAAGAAAUUUACCUUUAGAUGGCUGGAGAGUAGUAUAUACAAAUAAUGCAUCCGAUUUAUCCAUUCCUGUUGACGUACGUUCGAAAUUUUUUGUACUCUCGAAUCAUCAGUAUGGAAACGAAUAUGAAUUUUGUAAAACUCAACAUGGUUGUCAAUUGUUGGACAACACAUUAAAGGAGUUAACAAAUAAUUAUAAAACAAAAAUUACUGACGAAAAACAACUAGUUGAUCGUUUGAUGAUGAUAUUGAAUGAUCAGACAACUUGUAUAAGAGAAGAUAUUGUGGGUAUGUCUUCGAUAAAAAAGUUACAAUCACGUUUUAUUCCAAAGCCACAACCCGAAAUAGAAAAGAAACCAACACUACAGUCGUUGAAAUCAGCUCAAACUCAAGGUUUAAAUAACAAUAAGUUUAUGAAUAAUAACAACAUGUCAACGACAAUGCCAACGACAAUGUCAGCUGCUAAUCUCAUGUCAUCAAACUUAAACAAAGACAUACUGUUGUCAAGUUUUCCUACAUUGAAAACAUUUCAUUUGAAUAUUAUGAUGGUAUCGAUAAACACAAUUCAAGAAUUUAAGGAAAUGGCACUCUCAUUUCAAACACCGUUUUGGCACGAUCAUCAAUGGUUUAUUCAAUGUGACUACAUCGACAAAUCCGAUUACGCACAAAUUUAUACGUUACCGUUUAAUUUUGACAUAUUUACUACCUGUAUAUCAAUGAAAACAAUGAAAGAUCAAAUCAGGUAAGAUGUCGGCAAUUCGAACUUCAAGUAAAAUGUUUUUUUUCGUUCUUUAUAUGGUUCGAUAGAGCGUGAGGAACUGAAUUAGAAAAACUGGUUUUUAACUUUUGGAACCAAAAAAGAGAAGAAGACUGUUUUUUUCGAAAAACACAAGGGUUUUGAAAAUAUAUGAAAUUUUCUGUUUUACUGAUUUUUUUCUGCUUAUGAGACUUUUGUUCGGAUUCAGCAUUAAAAAGCGAGUAUAAACAUACUCGCGUCGCAUCGACUUUAACCCAAAAAGGCAUUGGGUGGUGGCGGCUCGAAUCGUGCACAUUGCAACGCUUGUCGGUCGUUUUUGUAAAUCUAUCUAGUUUUUCUAAUUAAGCGGGGAAGUCAAAUAUUUUAUAUCGUUCGAUUCAGCAUACGAGCAGUCUCAAAAGUAAGCAUCACUUUUUUUGCUUUUGUUUUCUUUGUUUUGAAAACAGACCUCAACUUCUAUGUAAAAAAGAAAUAUCGUAUUCGCAAUCAGGGAGUCGACUGACGUAUAAUUCUACCCUAUUUGAGUACUUUAAUUUUUUUCGAGUUGACAGGCUGAAAAAUCAUCGAGACUUUCACCAAAAAAUGUAGAAAUACACAUCAGUCGACUCCAUGUUUGAUCCUGAUUGCUAAUAUGAUAUUUUUUUCCACAUAGAGAUUGAGUUCCGUUGGAGAAAAGCGAGAAUUUCAAGCAGAAUUCCGAUUUUUUUGCCCCUGAUUUAGAAAAAAUGAAUUUUCUAAACAAAGAAAACAAAAGGAAAAAAAGCGAUGCAUACUGUUGUGACUAGUGGUAUGAUGAAUCGAACGAUAUCUGUCUUCCUCGCUUAACCAGAAAAAGUACAUAGAUUUACAAAAACAUUGCAAUGUGCGCGAUUCGAGCUGCCACCAUCAAAAGCCUUUUGGGUUAAAGUCGAUUUAAGGGUACCCCUCCCCUCUUUUUGGGCUUUCCGUAGAAAUGCUGUGAAAUAAAAACUAAAAGUCGCUAGGGCUUCGUAUUUUCAGAACUGAUCGGAAACUCAAUGGAGCACUUUUUCGUUCUUG